CGAUUUUUCCCGACAGUCAGGCAUAAUAACCGACAGCUAAAGCUGCCGGGUGGGGUCCUUUUCCACGAGGCUGAGGAAGCUUAGCACCAAACAAACAUGCCGACUGUUGGCGUAAAAAGGGAUCUUCUCUUUAAGGCAUUGGGUCGAACCUAUACUGAUGACGAGUUUGACGAGCUGUGUUUUGAAUUUGGACUGGAGCUUGAUGAAAUUACCUCCGAGAAGGAUAUAAUUAGCCGUGAGCAGGGUGACGUGAAGGCAGCAGGCGCAUCUGAUGUCAUCCUUUACAAGAUCGAUGUACCGGCAAACCGCUAUGACCUUCUUUGUUUGGAAGGUUUGGUUCGUGGGCUGCAGGUCUUCAAGAAUAAGUUGGAGGCACCUCGGUACAGGCGUGUCAGCCCCAGCAGCGGGGAGCCUCAGAAACUCAUUAUCACCAAGGAGACAGCUGCAGUGCGCCCCUUUGCGGUGGCAGCAGUUUUGAGGAACAUCACCUUCACGCAGGAACGCUAUGAUAGCUUCAUAGAGCUGCAGGAGAAGCUCCAUCAGAACAUAUGCAGGAAGAGAACCCUGGUGGCAAUCGGGACUCAUGACCUGGAUACCAUCUCAGGUCCUUUUACUUACACAGCCAAGCCUCCCGGAGACAUCAGCUUCAAACCACUCAACCAGACCAAAGAAUUCACUGCCACCCAACUCAUGAGCCUCUACAAGACCGACAGCCACCUGAAACAUUAUCUUCAUAUUAUUGAAGACAAGCCUGUGUACCCUGUAAUUUAUGACAGCAAUGGCAUUGUCUUAUCUAUGCCUCCGAUUAUCAAUGGAGAUCACUCAAAAAUCACCCUGAACACAAAGAACGUAUUCAUUGAGUGCACCGCCACAGAUUUGACCAAGGCAAAGAUUGUGUUAGACAUGAUGGUGACAAUGUUCUGCGAGUAUUGUUCACAGCCUUUCACUGUAGAAGAGGCUGACGUGGUAAACCCUGAUGGCACAACCUGCAAAUAUCCAGAGCUGGCCUACAGAAAGGAGAAACUGUCCAGUGAGUUUAUCAAUCGCAGAGUUGGCAUCAACGAGUCCACUGAGAAGAUAGCCCAGCUGCUGACACGGAUGUGCCUGCGCUCUCAGGCUACAGGCGUCGGUGAUGAAAUAGAGGUUGAGAUCCCGCCCACUCGCUCGGACGUCAUCCAUGCCUGUGAUAUAAUGGAGGACGCAGCCAUGGCCUUUGGUUUCAACAACAUCACCCGCACCACACCGUCUACCCACAGCAUAGCCAACCAGUUUCCACUGAAUAAACUGACAGAGCUGCUAAGACAAGACCUUGCAGCGGCUGGAUUUACAGAGGCCCUUAACUUUGCCCUGUGCUCCAAAGAAGACAUAGCAGACAGGCUUGGCAAGAAGAUCUCGGAGACCAGAGCAAUCCACAUCUCCAACCCCAAGACGGCAGAGUUCCAGGUGGCGCGCACCACCCUGCUGCCAGGUUUGCUGAGAACAAUUGCAGCCAACAGGAAAAUGCCUCUCCCUCUCAAGUUGUUUGAGAUAUCUGAUGUCGUGCUGAAAGAUGACACCAAAGAUGUCGGGGCAAGAAACAGCCGACGUUUUUGUGCCGUUUAUUACAACAAGACCCCUGGCUUCGAGGUGAUCCACGGACUGCUUGACCGUACCAUGCAGCUGCUGGCGGUGAAGCCAAGCCGGGGAGACGGCUACCACAUCCAGGCUGCAGAAGAUUCCACUUUUUUCCCCGGGCGCUGCGCAGAGAUCUUUGUCCAGGGGAAGAGUGUAGGCCGUCUCGGGGUCCUCCACCCACACGUCAUUAGCAAUUUUGAGCUGACGCUUCCCUGCUCCGCCGUAGAGAUGGACAUCGAACCUUUCCUUGGCCACACGGCUGAAACGCGCCUCACACACGAGGUUCCCAUGCAGGAAGUCAUCAAGCACAAGUUCCCCGUUCAAGUCAAACCCUCAAAAGCUGCGACCUCCACCAAAACUGUGUUUGGAGACUUGAGCACACUCGUGGCUCUCAAAAGCGUAAACGAUUUCCUGGCGGACAAAAGCUACAUGGAAGGCUUUGUAGCAUCUCAGGCUGAUGUUGCCAUCUUUGACGCCAUCCCCUCUCCUCCUCCACUCACUUUGUGCCACCUUCUGCGCUGGUACAACCACAUCAAAUCCUUCCAAAAGGAAAGAGCUGACCUUCCUGUCGUUACAAAGCAGUUUGUUCUCCCAGAUACUCCUCCCACCUCCUCCAACAGCGACGAAGACGUAGAUCUUUUUGGCUCAGAUGAGGAGGCUGACAGCGCAGAGGCGGCCAGAAUCAAGGAACAGCGACUUGCCGAGUAUGCUGCCAAGAAGUCCAAGAAGCCAGCUGUCAUUGCCAAGUCCUCCAUCCUUCUUGACGUCAAGCCCUGGGACGACCAAACGGACAUGGCCAAGAUGGAGGAGUGUGUCCGCGGCGUCAGCAUGGACGGUCUGUUGUGGGGGCAGUCCAAGCUGGUCCCGGUGGGUUAUGGCAUCAAGAAGCUGCAGAUAGGAUGUGUGGUGGAGGAUGAGAAAGUGGGCACAGAUGUGUUGGAGGAAGCCAUCACCGCCUUGGAGGAAUACGUCCAGUCGGUGGAUGUGGCUGCUUUCACCAAGAUAUGAAUGGAUGGGACCCAGCCUGUAUAAGAAGCCGCUUCUGAGGCCGUUUACACUUGGCAGGUUUGCUUCGGUCAAAACACAUUCUAGUGCAGUUUCUCUGACGACUCUUAUGCAACAAUCGAACAUAUUGAAAUAUUCUCAGUGGAGUGGGCACCAACCUUUUGCCAUUUGCCUGCUUUAAAAUAAUCUCUUAACCACAGUUGGUAACAUAUGCUAGCCGGAGGUAAUGUGAUGUCCAAAAUGUGUAUAUAUAUCUUGAGCCAGUGACGUACAGCGGCAUGAAUGGCUCCACUGACUAUAGUCUGAACCCUAGUGUGACUGUAGCGCAUACAGACAUAUUUGGUCUGGACCGGACUGUACCGGGCUAAAACUGAACGUCCCUAGUUGUAAAAGAUUCUUGUCACACAAUCCCAAUAAAGUCCUCCUUCAGUUGAGCCCUUAAA
Doryrhamphus excisus (bluestripe pipefish) is the source of this 3062-nucleotide messenger RNA. The record is from RefSeq and is a predicted model, not a curated record. NCBI's taxonomy places the organism in Eukaryota, Metazoa, Chordata, Actinopteri, Syngnathiformes, Syngnathidae.